Messenger RNA from Meloidogyne enterolobii, 276 nucleotides. Lineage: Eukaryota; Metazoa; Nematoda; Chromadorea; Rhabditida; Meloidogynidae. The record is from the annotation of a GenBank genome assembly.
AAAAUAUUUUCUAAUAAUAAUGGUUUUUUUGCUUGGUUAAAUGGCCCAAUCUAUCUUGUUUUGUUUCUAAACUUGUGUUUAAAAAUGAUUGGAUGUUCCUUUUAUUUUUGGCUUUUUUUUUGGAUGGAUAUUAUCCUCUUUAAAAUAUUUACACACAGUUUUUGGAGGUUAAAAAUAUGGAAAUUUUUUUUUCGAUGGGCGAUCAGAUUUAUCAAAUUUAAUUGGUUAAAAAUCAUGUCUUGGAUCGCUCUAUUUGGAGGGAAUCCUUCAAUAUGA